GGAGUGAGCAUAGGCGCCAUGGGGCUGAGCUACGGGCUCUUCGUCUGCUUUCUGCUCUUGGGAGGCACAGAGCUGUGUUGUCCCCAGACCACCCCGGAUAAGACCCACCCCUCUUUGCCAUCAAGCCCUCCAGUGGUGGUGGAGUGUCUGGAGGCUGAGCUGGUGGUCACUGUCAGCAAAAACCUUUUUGGUACUGGGAAGCUUGUGAGGCCUGCCGACCUCACCCUGGGUCCAGAGAACUGUGAGCCCCUGCUCUCUGUGGACACGGAAGAUGUAGUCAGGUUUGAGGUCGGGCUUCACAAGUGUGGCAACAGUGUGCAGGUGACCGACGAUGCCCUGGUGUACAGCACCUUCCUGCUCCACAACCCCCGCCCUGUAGGAAACCUGUCCAUUCUGAGGACUAACCGCGCAGAAGUUCCCAUCGAGUGCCGCUACCCCAGGCAUAGCAACGUGAGCAGCCAGGCCAUCCUGCCCACCUGGGUGCCCUUCAGGACCACAAUGCUCUCAGAGGAGAAGCUGGCUUUCUCUCUGCGCCUGAUGGAGGAGGACUGGGGCUCUGAGAAGCGGUCCCCCACUUUCCAAUUGGGAGACGUAGCCCACCUCCAAGCCGAAGUCCACACUGGCAGCCACGUACCACUACGGCUGUUUGUGGACCACUGUGUGGCCACGCUGACACCAGACCGGAAUGCCUCCCCUCAUCAUACCAUCGUGGACCUCCACGGCUGCCUUGUAGAUGGUCUCUCUGAUGCCUCUUCUGCCUUCAAAGCUCCCAGACCCAAGCCAGAGACUCUCCAGUUUACAGUGGACAUGUUCCACUUUGCAAAUGAUCCCAGAAACACGAUCUACAUCACCUGUCAUCUGAAAGUCACUCCAGCUGACCGAGUCCCCGACCAGCUAAACAAAGCCUGCUCCUUUGUCAAGUCUUCUAACAGGUGGUUCCCAGUAGAAGGCCCUGCUGAGAUCUGUAACUGUUGUAACAAAGGUAGCUGUGGCCUUCCAGGCCACUCCAGGAGGCUGUCCCACCCAGAGAGACCGCGGCGCAAGUUGGCUUCCCGAAGUCGCAGUCGCAGACAUGUGACCGAAGAAGUGGAUAUCACCGUGGGGCCUCUGAUCUUCCUGGGAAAGGCUGCCGAUCGUGGUGCAGAGGGGUUGACCUCUCCUCACACACCUGUGAUGGUGGGCAUAGGCCUGGCCACCGUGCUGUCCCUGACUCUGGCUACCAUUGUCCUGGGUCUCGCCAGGAGGCAUCACACUGCUUCCCGCCCUAUGAUCUGCCCUGUGCCUGUUUCCCAAUAAAAGAAAAAAGUGAG
Messenger RNA from Suricata suricatta (meerkat), 1310 nucleotides. RefSeq names its product zona pellucida glycoprotein 3 (gene ZP3). Gene Ontology annotation, molecular function: acrosin binding. The record is from RefSeq and is a predicted model, not a curated record. NCBI's taxonomy places the organism in Eukaryota, Metazoa, Chordata, Mammalia, Carnivora, Herpestidae. Bases 19 to 1296 code for a protein of 425 amino acids. The transcript has 8 exons. Gene Ontology annotation, biological process: egg coat formation; positive regulation of acrosome reaction; binding of sperm to zona pellucida. Gene Ontology annotation, cellular component: extracellular matrix.